CAGCGCAGGCGAGGCUGCGAGGGAGCCGGCGGCGGUGGGGCUGCGGCUCGGCCACGACCGCUGUCGCGGCCUGAGCCCUUCCACCCGCCGCCAGCAUGAAGGACAGCGGGGACUCCAAGGACCAGCAACUCAUGGUGGCGCUCCGGGUCCGGCCCAUCAGCGUGGCGGAGCUGGAAGAAGGAGCCACUCUCAUCGCCCAUAAAGUAGACGAGCAGAUGGUGGUUCUUAUGGACCCAAUGGAAGACCCCGACGACAUCCUGCGGGCGCAUCGCUCCCGGGAGAAGUCCUACCUAUUCGACGUGGCCUUUGACUUCACUGCCACCCAGGAGAUGGUGUAUCAGGCCACCACCAAGAGCCUCAUUGAAGGCGUCAUCUCAGGCUACAAUGCCACUGUCUUUGCCUAUGGUCCCACAGGCUGCGGGAAAACCUACACCAUGCUGGGCACAGACCACGAACCCGGCAUCUACGUUCGGACCCUCAAUGACCUCUUCUGUGCCAUUGAGGAGACCAGCAACGACAUGGAAUAUGAGGUGUCCAUGUCCUACCUGGAGAUCUACAAUGAGAUGAUCCGGGACCUGCUGAACCCUGCCCUGGGGUACCUGGAGCUGAGGGAGGACUCCAAAGGGGUGAUCCAGGUGGCCGGGAUCACCGAGGUCUCCACCGUCAAUGCCAAAGAGAUCAUGCAGCUGCUGUUGAAGGGGAACCGGCAGAGGACCCAGGAGCCCACGGCCGCCAACCAGACGUCCUCCCGCUCCCACGCCGUGCUCCAGGUGGCCGUGCGUCAGCGCAGCCGGGUCAAGAACGUCCUGCAGGAGGUGCGGCAGGGCCGCCUGUUCAUGAUCGACCUGGCUGGCUCGGAGCGGGCCUCCCAGACACAGAACCGUGGGCAGCGCAUGAAAGAGGGGGCCCACAUCAAUCGCUCGCUGCUGGCCCUGGGCAACUGCAUCAACGCGCUGAGUGACAAGAGCAGCAACAAGUACAUCAACUAUCGUGACAGCAAGCUCACCCGGCUCCUGAAGGAUUCCCUGGGGGGAAACAGCCGCACAGUGAUGAUCGCCCACAUCAGCCCAGCGAGCAGUGCCUUUGAGGAAUCCCGGAACACCCUGACCUACGCUGGCCGGGCCAAGAACAUCAAGACCAGGGUGAAGCAGAACCUGCUCAACGUCUCCUACCACAUCGCGCAAUACACCAGCAUCAUCGCCGACCUGCGGGGCGAGAUCGAAAGGCUCAAGUGCAAGAUGGACAAGCAGGGUGGGCGGGGCCAGGCCCAUGGCCGGCUGGAGCGGGGCGACAUCUGUCACAUCCAAGCCAAGGUCCAGCUGCACAGCGAGAAGGGUGAGCAGGCUGAGAUGGGACAGCUGCGGGAGCAGCUCCUCAGCGCCUUCCAGGAGCAGAUGGACGUGCGGAGACACCUGCUGGAGCUGGAGAACCACGCCAUGGAGGUGCAGAUCGACACCUCCCGCCACCUGCUCACCAUUGCAGGCUGGGAGCACGAGAAGUCACGCAGGGCACUCAAGUGGAGGGAGGAGCAACGCAAGGAGUCCUACACCAAGGACGACAGUGAGAAGGACUCGGACACAGGCGAUGACCAGCCAGACAUCCUGGAGCCCCCUGAGGUGGCCUGCGCCCGGGAGAGCAUCGCUGCCCUGACGGGGGAGCAGAAGAAGCUGCGAAAGCAGAAGCUGACGCUGGAGCAGCGCUGCCGAGAGCUGCGCGCGCGCGGCCGGCGCCUAGAGGAGACGCUGCCGCGGCGCAUCGGCUCCGAGGAGCAGCGCGAGGUGCUCAGCCUGCUGUGCCGCGUGCACGAGCUCGAGGUGGAGAACACGGAGAUGCAGUCGCACGCGCUGCUCCGCGACGGCGCGCUCCGCCACCGCCGCGAGGCCCUGCGCCGCCUGGAGCAGCACCGCAGCCUCUGCGACGAGAUCAUCCAGGGCCAGCGGCAGAUCAUCGACGACUACAGCUUGGCCGUCCCGCAGCGCCUGCAGGAGCUGUACGACGUGUACGUGCGAGCGCAGGACGAGGGCAGCCUGGAGCGGGCCGCCAUCAUGGACCGCGUGGCCUCUGGGGCCCUGCAGGACAGCUCCAUGCCCAAAAUUAGCAGAGCAGGAACCUUGCCGACCCCAGAGUCUGACCCAGAGAGCGUGAAGACGCUGAGCUCCGAAACCCAGCUCCUGCAGGGCAGCUUCCUGCCUCCGAUCAGCACAGAGAGCUCCCUCCUAGGGUGGGGGUGGGACUGCAGUGGGACCAGCCUGGUCAACAGAUGCCCAUCCUCCUCUGCCAACCUCAGUGAAGCCAACCACGUGUCCAAGGCCAGUUCCGGGGCCUGGCAGGUGAAGAGCUCCUCUGUGCCCACCCCACCCCCCAUCCAGAUUGGCAGCCUGGUGACGCAGGAGGCCCCCACUCAGGACAGCCUGGGCAGCCUGAGCGGCCGGAUCAACUCCUCCCCUGACAGCAGUGAGAACCUGUCAGAGAUCCCUUUGUCCUGCAAAGAGAGGAAGGAGAUCCUGACGGACACCAAGUGCAUCUCGGUGAAGGCUGCCCGGCGACGCUCUCGGGCCCUGGGCGCCGAGGGGCGCCACCUGCUGGCACCCAGCAUGGAGCGCAGCAGCCUGUCCCUGCACUCGCUGAGCGAGGCUGACGAUGCGCGGCCCCCCGGUCUGCUGGCCUGCAAGCGGCCACCCAGCCCCAUGCUGCAGCACGCUGCCAGUGAGGACAACCUGUCCAGCAGCACGGGUGAGGCCCCAUCCCGGGCCGUCGAGCAUCGUGGCGAUGGCCCCGGGCCCUGGCUGCGUGGCCAGAAGAAAAGCCUGGGCAAGAAACGGGAGGAGUUGCUGGAGGCAAAGAGGAGGAAGCGGAGGUCACAGUCCUUUGAGGUCACAGGGCAAGGGCUCUCCCGCCCCAAGACACACCUCCUGGGGCCCCAUCCCGCGCAGAGCAUCUCGGACCACAGGGUGCAAGUGUGCGGCCACCCAGCCUCUGGUACCCGGCAUCUGGGAAAGGUCUCCCUGCCUAUGGCCAAGGUCAAACUCCCUCCAAGCCAGAACACAGGUCAGUACCAGCAAAGGAGGGAAUGGGAGGGGAGCGCUUGGUCAGCCCAGGGAGGAAGCAUGUGGAGCUCCCUGCCCUAUGGCUGCCCCUUGCUGGAAACAAGGUUCUUGAAGAAUAUUUGUGGGGCUGGCACCUUGGGGUUGUGCCCCUAGGGAGUUCAAAGCCACUGGGUGAUCAGAGGGGACGGAGGGGCAUUCCUAAAGCACUGCUCGUGGCCCUUCCCCUGUUGCAGGCCCUGGGGACUCCUCACCCCUUGCUGUCCCCUCCAACCCAGCUGGUGUUUCCCAACGGGCUACCCGGGGGCCCCGCCUGCCCCAUGGCACAAGCACCCAUGGCAAAGAUGGACGCUUCCAACAUAACUGAGGGGCCCUGCCUGGAACCGGCCCUCCUGCCCCCAAGACUGCAUGGGGUGUAGCAGGAAAUGGGAGAUGGAGGCUGGGCAGACGGGGGUGCCCUGCGAGCAGGAGCUCAGGAUCUCAGAAGGCGGGGGCUCCUGAGACCCGGGAACGGUGAGGGUGCCUGCCCAGCACUUCCGUGCUUGCGGUGCCACUGGGAAAGGGAGGUGAGCCCAGGCGGCACGGCCGGGAUGGCAGGGCUCCCUGGCCUCCCAGCCCUGGACAGAAAACCCUGCUGCCAAAACCCCGUUCUGAGACCUGUGGCCCGACUUGGCCUCAGAAAUGGGGGGGAGGGAACUGUUAAUGGGGCAGGGCUCCUGGGCCCACAUCUGGGGCAGGAACAUUCCCAUGCUGUGCUUGGGGUCGGGGAGGGAAUCUGGUUUUGUUACUUAGCAGUGGCUUCCACCCCCACCAAGCCCCCUUUUUAACAAUAAAAUCCCGUU
This is a messenger RNA of Lagenorhynchus albirostris (white-beaked dolphin), 3886 nucleotides long. It is a transcript of the gene KIF19, whose product is annotated as kinesin family member 19. The record is from RefSeq and is a predicted model, not a curated record. NCBI's taxonomy places the organism in Eukaryota, Metazoa, Chordata, Mammalia, Artiodactyla, Delphinidae. Gene Ontology annotation, biological process: microtubule-based movement. Gene Ontology annotation, molecular function: microtubule binding; microtubule motor activity; ATP binding. The transcript has 19 exons. The coding region runs from base 96 to 3200 and encodes 1034 amino acids.